AUGGCUGCAACCGACAUGUAUGCUCCGCCUUCAAGCUGGCCAAACGGCCGCCCGCCUGUCGGGUUUUGCACCAAAAGCACGUGGGGUGAUACUUUUGCCUCCUCCGCUCUUGACCAUCAGACACAAGAUGAUUAUGAGAAAGCCAUAGGAGAACUCAAAGAAGAAGCAAGAAGCAUGCUAAUAGAGGCUAAAGGGAAAACAAUCAGCGAGAGGUUAGCACUAAUCGACACGCUCGAGCGUUUGGGAGUCGGAUAUCACUUUGAGCAAGAGAUUGAGGAGCAACUUGAAGAUAUCUUGAACAAUUUUGAUUCAAAGAAUGAAGACUACGACUUGUGCACCACUGCACGGUUCUUCCGUAUUAUGAGGCAACAUCGUCGUUAUGUCUCUUGCGAUGUUUUUGACAAGUUUGUUGAAAAAGACAACAAAUUCAAAGAAAGCCUUGUCAUUGAUGGUAAGGGACUGCUAAGCUUAUAUGAAGCUACCCACUUGAGAAUCCGUGGAGAAGAAAUCUUGGAUGAGGCUGUGUCCUUCGCAGUCCGUCAUCUUAAGCACAUGGUACAAUCAUUAGAGCCUUCACUGCAAGCCCAAGUGAAGACGGCUCUGGAGCGGCCGCUUCAGAGGGGCAUUCCGAGAAUGGAAGCUCGUCAUUACAUAUCCUCUUACGAGAAAGACGACUCGAGGAUUGAACAACUUCUGAAACUAGCCAAAUUGGACUUCAAUUACGUGCAAAAUAUCUACAAGGACGAGCUCUAUCAACUCACAAAGUGGUGGGACGAGAUGAACCCACAUAUGCCGUACGCGAGAAACAGACUGGUCGAGGCGCAUUUAUGGUCGGUUUCUUCAAAUUUCGAACCUCAAUAUUCUUUGGCUCGAGUUGUAGGCACUAAGUUCAUUCAAAUGCUUACGGUUUUGGACGACACUUAUGACAACUAUGCGACCGUUGAAGAAGGUGAAAUUUUCGCGGAGGUUGUCGAAAGGUGGGACAUUGAUGAGAUUGAUCGGCUUCCGGAUUACAUGAAGCCCCUCUAUAGGUUUAUAUUGAAAUUGUUUGAUCAAUACGAAACCGACGCAGCCGAACAGGGGAAACAGCCAUUUGCUCUGUCUUAUGCCAAACAAACUGUGGAAGAGAUAUGUAGGUCUUACACGCAAGGACUCAAGUACACUAUGGGAGGGCCGAUGAAUUCGUUUGAGGACUUUGUUGUGAACUCGGUGGUGGCGAGUAUCGUGUACGUUUCAUGCGCUGCUGCUGUCCCGGGCUUGAAACUGGUGUCCAAGGAGACCAUAGAGUGGCUCAGGAGCGAGCCCAAAAUCAUUCGCGCUGCGGCUAUGGUCUGUCGAUACUUGGACGACUUGGGCAGCCAAGAGCGUGAGAGUCAGCAAGGCACACUCUUGACGGGGUUGGAUUUUUACGUAAGACAUCAUGGCGGGUCGAUACAAGAGGCUCGGGACAAGUUUGUGGAGCUAGCUGAGGAUGAAUGGAAGGACUUGAAUGCCGAGUGGAUAAGGGAUGUUAAGAGUGAGGUUCCGAGAGAAAUGGUGGAGGUGAUUCUUGGCUAUGCUCGGGCGUCCGAUGUCUUCUACAGGCACAGUAGGGAUGGAUAUGCAAAAUCUCAUAAAAUGACGCCCGAAGUUGAUGCUCUCUUCGUUGAACCCAUUGCCUUCUGA
This is a messenger RNA of Striga hermonthica, 1665 nucleotides long. The record is from the annotation of a GenBank genome assembly. NCBI's taxonomy places the organism in Eukaryota, Viridiplantae, Streptophyta, Magnoliopsida, Lamiales, Orobanchaceae.